Messenger RNA from Ostrea edulis (European flat oyster), 681 nucleotides. RefSeq names its product salivary glue protein Sgs-3-like. The coding region runs from base 61 to 678 and encodes 205 amino acids. NCBI's taxonomy places the organism in Eukaryota, Metazoa, Mollusca, Bivalvia, Ostreida, Ostreidae. The record is from RefSeq and is a predicted model, not a curated record. The transcript is spliced from 3 exons.
UGCUCCUACACCAUUACCUACCCCAAUGGAAAAGUUAAGUUCCAGCUAGAGUACUUGGAUAUGGAGCCGUAUGGAAAUGGGUUUCUCUGUUCGAAAUACAUACGAUUAUUUGACGGGAAUUCCACUAACUCGCCACGUAUUACCAGCAUCUGCAAUGCACCGCCCGCUCAGGGUUAUACCUCCACUGGUCCAUCCAUAUCAGCAAAGUUCUUUGGUGACUCUACAUUGAGCAAGAUAGGAUUUUUUGCCAGACUGAAACCCGUGUUCGUACCAACAACACCACCGCCAUCAACAACAACAUCAACAACAACAUCAACAACAACAUCAACAACAACAUCAACAACAACAGAACCGACAACAACAGAACCGACAACGACAACAACAGCACUGACAACAACAUCGACAACAGAACCGACAACAGACUCGACAAUAAAUCCGACAAUAGAACCGACAAUAAAUCCGACAAUAGAACCGACAACAGAACCAACAAUGACAACAACCAAACAACAUCCCAAACCAUGCAUCUAUAAAGCUGUGUUCAAGAAAAACACCUGGAAGAAACCCUUUAGAGCAUGGCUCAACCAAUUAAGAGGACGCAGAACACAUAAGAUUCCCCGGAUGUCGCAUUACCCCAGUCACGGUCUGUGGCACAAUCACAAGAGACUUCAGGACAAAUGAAAA